Talaromyces atroroseus is the source of this 1203-nucleotide messenger RNA. RefSeq names its product Endopolygalacturonase. Gene Ontology annotation, molecular function: polygalacturonase activity. Gene Ontology annotation, cellular component: extracellular region. Gene Ontology annotation, biological process: pectin catabolic process. The transcript has 3 exons. The coding region runs from base 1 to 1203 and encodes 400 amino acids. The record is from RefSeq and is a predicted model, not a curated record. Lineage: Eukaryota; Fungi; Ascomycota; Eurotiomycetes; Eurotiales; Trichocomaceae.
AUGGUUAAACUCUUUGAACACGCUGUCCUCGCUGCUCUCGCUGCUUGCGCCAUGGCGAAGCAUAUUGCCGAGCCUGCCGUAACAGCACCACCGUCACUUCAGAAAAGAGCAACAAGCUGCACAUUCUCAGGGUCGCAAGGCGCAUCUUCGGCUAGUGUCUCACAGAAAUCAUGCUCUACGAUCAUCUUAUCCGAUGUCGCUGUGCCCUCUGGUGUAACGCUGGAUCUUAGUGAUCUGCCAGAUGAAACAACCGUCAUCUUCGAGGGAGAAACAACCUGGGGUUAUGAAGAGUGGGAUGGUCCUCUGCUUCAAAUAUCCGGUACAGGUAUUACGAUCGAAGGCGCUUCCGGGGCAUACCUGAAUGGAAACGGGGCCCUGUGGUGGGAUGGGGAGGGUAGCAAUGGAGGAAAGACAAAGCCCAAGUUCUUCUAUGCCCAUGAUUUAACAGACUCUACAAUCACGAAUCUUCACAUCCAGAACACCCCCGUUCAGGCUGUGAGCAUUGACAACGCCGAUGGUCUGACGAUCACAGACAUGACUAUCGACGAUUCAGAUGGUGACAGCGAGGGUGGUGCGAAUACCGAUGGCUUCGAUAUCGGCUCCAGCACUAAUGUUAUUAUCACUGGUGCCAAUGUAUAUAACCAGGACGACUGCAUUGCAAUCAAUUCUGGUACGGAAAUUACCGUUGAAAACAGUGUUUGCUCCGGAGGACAUGGCUUGUCUAUUGGCAGUGUCGGUGGCCGCGACGACAACACUGUAGAUACAGUUACCUUCAAUAACAAUGAAGUCAAGAGCUCUGUCAAUGGUAAGGCCACAUCUAGCAAUCUAUCAAACCAGGGCUUAUUCCUCAUGUUGCUCAAUACAGGCAUUCGCAUCAAAGCCACAGAAGGGGAUACCGGGUCUAUCAAGGGUGUAACCUACUCCGAGAUUACUCUCGAAGAUAUUUCCAAAUACGGAAUCCUCAUUGAACAAAACUAUGACGGCGGUGAUCUUAAAGGAGAUCCGACAUCAGGCAUCCCGAUCACUGACUUGACUAUCGAAAACAUUUCCGGAACGGAUGCAGUAGAUUCCGAUGGAUACAAUAUUGUCAUUGUCUGCGGUUCCGACGCCUGUUCUGAUUGGACGUGGAGUGAUGUUAACAUUAGCGGUGGGAAAACUUAUAGUGACUGUGAGAAUGCUCCUAGUAGUGCUAGCUGCUCAUAG